Octodon degus (degu) is the source of this 4074-nucleotide messenger RNA. It is a transcript of the gene CUNH1orf226, whose product is annotated as chromosome unknown C1orf226 homolog. Lineage: Eukaryota; Metazoa; Chordata; Mammalia; Rodentia; Octodontidae. The coding region runs from base 60 to 860 and encodes 266 amino acids. The transcript has 3 exons. The record is from RefSeq and is a predicted model, not a curated record.
UAGAGGUUGAAUGAUCUGGGCUGCAAGAGCCAGGCUAUUGUUUUUAGUUUGACCACAGCAUGUUUGAGAAUUUGAACACAGCCCUCACUCCAAAGCUGCAGUCGAGCCGCUCCUUCCCACACUUAUCCAGGCCUGCAGCCCCCAGCUCCACCACCCUGAGCUCUGCAGAACCUGGUGGGCCAGGACUGAGGGUGGGCAGCAGCCAGCACCUCAAGAACCUGGGCAAAGCCAUGGGGGCCAAAGUCAAUGACCUCCUGCGGAGAAAGGAGCCCUUAAGCCUGGGCAAUGUGGGCGUGAUGGAGAUCAACAAGACUGCAGGAGCACAGCUGCCUGGGGGCGCUGACGUGGCAUUGGGAGCCAACUUAGAGGAGGAAAGGUCACCAUCAGAAGCCUUCCCUCGGCUGGAUCCUCCACCUCCUAUAACCAAGAAGCGAACUCCUCGGGCCCUGAAGACUACCCAGGACAUGCUAAUCUCUUCGCAGCCUGUCCUCAGCAGUCUGGAGUGUGGGACUGAGCUCUCACCUGGGCAGCCUCAGGACUGUCCUCCCACUGCCCAGCCUGUCUCAGCAGAUGCUUCACCACCAGAACGGAGAAAUAGGGGCGAGGCCCUGGCCAAUGGCGAGGUGUCCCUGUCCAUACCUGACCUCAUCCACAAGGACAGCCAGGAUGAGUCCAAGCUAAAGGCGACUGACCACAGGAGAGCCUCAUCCCCUGGCCUCAUAGAGAGGAAUGGCCUCAAACUCAGCUUGAGCCCCAUCAGCCUGGCUGAGUCCUGGGAAGACGACAGUCCCUGUCCUCGGGCACGGACCUCCAGCCUUGACAAUGAGGGCCCUCACCCAGACCUGCUGUCCUUCGAAUAGACCCUCUUCUCCUCCCUGCCAAACACCCCUACUGCUCCUGCUUUCUCCUUCACUCUGCGCACAGGUCCUUGCCCCAGCUCUACCCUUUGUCUUCCUUGUGUGAGACUCAGCAGGGAGCCAACUCUCCACACACAUGGCUAGAAGUCCACAGUCAUCCCAGCUGAAGAAUCUAUCUGAAGAAUGGCCAAAGGACUUGGGUGCCAUCCCUGGUCCAUUUUCCAUAAACUCCCUGGGUGCCAGCUGCAGCCUUUGGGUCCUGCAGCUCCUAGCUUCCCAAUGAAUGGCAGGGCCACCAGCCCAGGAUAGUGGAGCUCAUGAAAAUCCUUUGCCCACCUCCUGUCUGCUGUCUGCUCUUGUCUCUCCUAUUUCCUGUUUUCUUCUCUCUCUGUGAUGGCUCAUAGCCCUACCCCCACCCCCAUGUGCCUCAUGGAGAAUGAAGCUGGGUGAGGAAUGAUGGUUUGGCUUGAUGAUGGGCCUGGCCUAGAAAGCCUUGCACACUUGACUGCAGCCCAACCAUGGCUCCUCUGCCCUCAAGACAGUGUGGGGCUCUGGUUGCCAUCUUUCCUGUGCCCCUGGGGUGGGGCCAGAUGAGGUACUUCCCAGGCCUGAGACCUUGCAGUAUUCCCCCUUGAUUGAACCCUGUUACCUCAGGUUAUCAAAAGUUUUCACCAGUCAGUCAGAUGUUAGACCAUAGAAUGAAGUCUUCCCCUGUCUUGAAGAAGCACUUGGAGAAAGGCUGUGUCUGAGCACAGCUCCAUGCACAGAAGGACAAUCAGGCUGCCUUUGCUGUAUGCAAAGACAGGGCUAGGCAAGCCCCCGGCAGAAAUAGCAGAGGAUGUUCUAGUUUUGUUUUGAGAGGAGAGCCUUUCCUCUCAGAGGGAGUGGGCCUGUGAGAACCAAACGUGGAGAUGGUAGAGAGAGAAGUGAGGCCAGGACAUAGAAGAACGUCACUGGGGAUGGGAGCAGCUUUUCAGGGUCACCCCCAGCCCAGAAUGAGGCUAUGCAGGGUCUGGGAAAGUGCAAGAGCCGGGUGAAGCAUGUGAGAGGUUGGGAUGUGGUGAGAACCAGUGGAAAUGGCUUUGAAUUCAGUGGCAGGUGCCCUGGGGCUUAUGCUGAAGUUGCUGAGUGUCCCACAGUGCUUGCCGCUCCUGGAGGGGACACUGGCCUGGCCUGUGCCUCCCUUAUCCUGAUGCCCAUGGUUGUCCUGUGUGUCUACUUUCAGUACUUGGUUGAAAAGGGACCAACAGGGAUCAUCCAACCUUCCUUAGCUGGUUCCUGCCUUCCUGGGUUAACCUUUGUAUUCCUAUCUCCACCAGGGGGCAUAUCAUGUUGUCUUCCUGUGGCCAGGAGAUGCUGAAGGGAACCCAGCCAAGCGGGCCUUUGCAGGAAGAGGAGACCCUCUCUUUUCUUGAACAAAGGGGCCAGUGCUCAGGAGAAGGCUGGGAGAGGCACAGCCGCCCACGUCAGGCUCUUCCAGCCAUCGUCCUCCUAUGAUUCCCGUGACCUCCCCAUCUGUUUAUUGUGUAGCUUCCCACCCCUGCACUCCUGGACACCUGGGAUUCACUUCCCAAUUCAUCACUGAGCGUCUGCUUCUGUUCCCACUACCUCUGCCACACAGAACAUCCAUGCCAACUCCUGCAGAACUGGAAGCCUCAGCGGGAUCCCUGGGAUGUGGGUACCUUCCUGCAUCUUGCUUCUGCAGUUGUGUGACUUUAGCUCCACCCUCCUACCCCCUACUCUUCUACCCUGUCUUCCAUUGCCCCAGAAAGUAGGGCUUUACCACAGACUCCCUGCAAAGUCCAGUCCCCUCCCUAUUCUCAAGGGUCUAUGCAGCCAGGUCCCUGCAGGCCCUGGUGGAGUGAACAGGGUUGAGAGUGCAUGGGUACAUUCUCUCCUACUCCAAGAACAUCCUAAGGAUGUGAUAUCUUGCCCUGAGGUUGGAGAGAAGCCUCAGGACUAGCAUUUAGUGUUCUGUGAGAUUUCUUGGAUCCGUUUGGGGCUUUACCCAAAACACAUGGACCUGAGGAUGUGUGGACCAAGACACUAAAAUGCAUCAGGGAGCAAGCUUGGUUUCACCUGAUGUCUGUACAGAAUGCUUGGUUCCCCUUAUGGGAAACUCUACAGUGCCUGCCCUGGGCUGAUCCUCCCCAGAGACCAGAUGCCAUGGUAGCCAGAGGAUUCUGGUGCUGGUUCCAGCUCAUCUAAAUGCUAAUCUCCAUUAGUGCUGACCCUCUGGCCCAGAGCAGCCAAAGGGUCUCACCUGGAUGUCCCAGGAUCAUUUCCAGCAUCACCUAGAGUUCUUCAGACUCAUGUCUGGAUUAAAGUAUCUCAAGCCCCUGGGUCAACCUCUAGCUGCCUACAGCUUGGCCAUCCACCUCCUAUGGAGGUGACACUGCUGCCUUAGGAGGUCGUCUGACACCGAGGCUGAUCUUAGAGAUGCAGCACAUGUUGCCUGGUGCUAGGGAAUACGCUGUUCAGGAUAGAGUGGAAGCAACUUCCACAAAUCCUGAUGAGCACCUCGGCUCAGAACAGUUCUUCCAUCCAAAGGGCCACGAGGUGCUGUGUCUGAUUUUCCUGUGGUUGCUACAUGGUCACCCCACCCCAUGUACUCCUCAUAGCAAGGUCACCUUCUCCAGAGAGCUUGACCUUUGAGUGCCCCAGUCCACAGGAAGGCAAGGCAAUGAGGAAUGAAGAGCCUGUCAUCUGUGUCCACAAAAGGAAGCUGAGGCCACGGAGUCUUUUGCGUCCUCAUUACUCACCAGGCUUACCAUAAGCGCUUAUUCAUCUAGCUCUGCUCUGCCAGAUCCCAAGGUGAGCUUCCAGAACCCGGCAGAGGAUGGUUGCCCCCACCCCUGCGUAGAGAGGAACAUGGAGUGCUCUCGUGUGUGAUAGGAAGAAACGUGUUUGCAACCCACACCAGCUUUUAAAGAACAAAUUUAGUCCCAGGUUGGAAGAGGAAGACAUUAACAGAUUUAUUCUGAGUAUUUUUUAGAGAGUUCAUAUUUAUAUUUUUAGAGAUUUUUCUGGUAGAAGGAAAUUGCACAAUAAAAUGAUUUGGUUUGGUUUGCCGGCUUUGGUUUUUCCCUUCCUGACUGAUGGGGAGAAGUGGUUUCCUCAAUGGAGAGCAUUGGCAUUUGGCUUUGGGAGCCUGGAGGAGUGAGAAGUAGGGAAGUGGAAAGGUGAGGCAGAUGAGCCUCGCUGACAGACCUCCAAC